Molecule: messenger RNA, 1797 nt
Organism: Penicillium taxi
Lineage: Eukaryota; Fungi; Ascomycota; Eurotiomycetes; Eurotiales; Aspergillaceae
Product: inorganic phosphate transporter
Exons: 3
Coding region: 1-1797 (598 amino acids)
Biological process (GO): phosphate ion transmembrane transport
Cellular component (GO): membrane
Source: RefSeq, a predicted model, not a curated record
AUGCCUUUGCAUAAGUACGAUUACAUCUUCGGCAUCGGCACGGUGUUUGCCAUGCUUGAUGCCUACAACAACGGCGCGAACGAUGUUGCCAACUCAUGGGCAACCAGUGUUUCAUCUCGAUCCGUGAGCUAUCGUCAGGCUAUGGUUCUCGGAACCGUCUUCGAAUUCCUCGGAGCUGUCUGCGUCGGAUCCCGUACUGCGGAGACCAUCAAGAACGGUAUCAUCCCCGCUUCAGCGUUCAAGGACAACGCCGGUGUUCAGAUGUUGGCCUUUGCUUGUGCCCUAGCUGCCGCCUCGUCUUGGGUGAUGUGGUGCACCCGUCACUCUGCCCACGUCUCGUCGACUUACUCUCUUAUUUCCGCUGUCGCUGGUGUCGGUGUUGCAACUGUCGGCGCCUCUCAGGUUCAGUGGGGCUGGAACAAUGGCAAGGGUCUUGGUGCUAUCUUUGCUGGACUGGGAAUGGCUCCUAUCAUCUCGGGUAUCCUUGGUUCGAUCAUCUUUUCUCUGAUCAAAUACACCGUGCAUAAGCGCCGCAACCCUGUUCCUUGGGCUGUCUACAGCUCACCCUUCUGGUUCCUCGUUGCUGCAACCAUCUGCACCCUGUCGAUCGUCUACAAGGGUUCGCCCAGUCUUGGUCUUAGCAAGAAGCCUGGUUGGUACAUCGCCGCUGUGACCCUGGGUACCGGAUUCGGUGUCUGUCUCCUCGCAGCCGUCUUCUUCGUUCCUUUCGUCCACGCCCGUGUCAUCAAGAAGGAUCACAGUGUCAAGUGGUGGAUGUUCAUCCUAGGCCCUCUUCUGUUCAAGCGGAUUCCCCCCACCGAAAAUGAGACUGCGUUUGUUCCCAACUACGCCGUCGUCCAGGAAGAAGAAGAAGAGUCUCCAUCUUCCGUGCACAAGCAUGAUUCCAUCGAGAAGGACCCUCAUGAUUCCAUCUACCCUUCCGACAGCCACGAGCACGAAGCAGUUGUUGCCGAGUCUGCUCAGCUUACCUACAAGCAGCUUAUGGCCCAAUCGGACGCCAAGCACCGCGAGAAGCUUCUCAGCAGCCGUGGUCCCCUCGGCUGGGCCAUGCGUUUCCUGCGUGAUAACCCCAUGGGCGCUGGUGAGAUAUACGAGCGCCGCAACAUGUGGCUCCUUCUGAAGCGUAUUCCUGCCAUUAUUUUGUGCGGAUUGCUGUAUGGUUUCCACUAUGAUAUCCACUCUGCCCAGAGUGGUAUUCACGGCACCCCCGAAGGCCUCCGCAUGAAGCGAGUCUACGACGCCGCUGAAAAGUACCCUAACGAGGUUGAGCACACAUAUUCCUUCGUCCAGGUUCUUACUGCUUGCACCGCUUCCUUUGCCCACGGCGCCAACGAUAUCGGUAACUCCGUCGGUCCCUGGGCCGCCAUCUACGCUGCCUGGUCGACUGGAAGCCCCGCUGCCGCCAAGUCCCCUGUUCCCGUCUGGCAACUCGCCGUCAUGGCCCUUUGCAUUUCGAUUGGUCUUGCUACAUACGGUUACAACAUCAUGAAGGUCAUGGGUAACAAAAUCACCUACCACUCUCCUAGUCGUGGUUCCAGCAUGGAAUUGGGUGCCGCCCUCACUGUCCUCAUUUUCUCGCAGUACUCGUUGCCCGUCUCGACCUCCAUGUGCAUCACUGGUGCCACUGUCGGUGUCGGUCUCUGCAACGGAACCCUGAAGGCUGUUAACUUCCAGCGUGUGGGACUUUUGUUGCUUGCUUGGAUUAUGACCAUCCCCAUUGCCGGUACCAUUGGUGGAUGCUUGAUGGGCCUUUUCAUUAAUGCUCCUCACUUUUAG